AGCGGGCUGAGCUGGUGGUGCUGAAGCUGGAGGAGAGCGGACCGAAUCCGGCGAUGCUGUGAUUUCCGAGCGCGCUGUUUCACUCUGAACCACCAAACCGGGACGUUUUCCACCUUCACGGACGCCGGAGACACGGAGAGAGGUUUACCGGGGAGCAGGAAGAUGGCGGAGAAGGUGGAGGCCGGUGCAUUGUCAGCUAAAAUGAUGACAUCACCAGCUUCUGAAAAGAAACUCCGGAGUAAUGGCCACACCUCCCCCGCCCACCAGACGCCCAAUCACGGCAGCCCUGUUGCUGGGAAACAGACGGAGAUGCUAACUCCUCCAGAAAAGAAACUGCAGACCAAUGGCCACGCCUCACCUGUUAGAAAUCCAGCCAAUAGCAGCAACGGCCACACAGGUAAACAGUGUCUGGAGGGCUAUCUGAAGACGGAUGACCGGAUGCGUCUGGCGAAGGAGAGGCGGGAGGAGAGAGAGAGGAGUCUGGCGGCGAGGGAGCAGGCUAUAAUGGAGAAGGAGCGUCGUGCUCGGCUGCAGUAUGAGCGGACGGUGGAGGAGAGGUGGAGGCGUUUGGAGGAGCAGAGGCUGAAGGAGGAGCAGCGCAGAGCCGCCGUGGAGGAGAAGAGGAGGCAGCAGCUGGAGGAGGAAAAGGAGCGUCUGGAGGCGCUGAUGAGGAAAUCUCUGGAGCGCAGCCUGCAGCUGGAGAACAGAAACAAACGCUGGACAUGGGGAGCCAGCGGAGGAGGACAGGGUGACUGGGAGAAUGCCUUUCCCCCUUCUGCUGUCUCCGCCCUCCCCCAUGACCUCGCCGCCCCCUCUGCUACUGCCAGCGAAUCAGGCAACGUUCCCUCCAGUCCCCACAGGUCACCGUACCGUGGGUCGCCCAGCCGUCGCCGUGGCAACACCGAGGAGUCGGGAGGAGGGGUCAACACCCCUCCCAGCACCCCAAAGAAGGAGAGUUUGCGCAGAGAGAGGCGGCUCGGUUCUCCGGCUGCAGGAUCUCCCGUGAGACGACCCGAAUCUCCAGCUCAAAUCAUCCGCCGCUCCGCUUCACCCUCAACACCAAAGUUGACUCCUCGGAGCCGUAAUCAAUCUCCUGUAACUGUCCGUCAAUACCCACCGUCCCCUCUGAGACACAGACCGGCCACGCCCGUCACUGACGGCAACAAGACCACCAACAACACACAAGGCCAAGAGGUCAAAGGUCAUGAUCAUGCAGAUAAAAAGCUCCUGAAAGCGGAUGAAGCUCCAAAAAAAAGCCCCAUCUCUGAGAGCCCAGGCCCCGCGGGGAAAACGGAGAGCCAGGCUAGAGCAGUGUCCGGCUCGUGGACCCCAGAGAAACGAAGCUGUAAACAAUCAGAAAACCACAACAGCGCUGUUAAAGCGGGAAACAGCGGACAGAAGAGUCCGGGAGCGGAAAACCAUGAAAAGAAAAACAUGGGAACGGCGGAGAACCGGAGCCCGAAGAACAGCACUCACGAUGUCACUGCGGAGAAGAGCACAGAUCGUUCACCUUCGGCCCCUACUGGGAAGGCUGUUGCUGGGACGACAGACGCGGAGGAGGCGUCUCGUCUGUUAGCGGAGAGACGGCGUCUGGCUCGAGUCCACAAGGAGCAGGAGGAGCAGGAGAGGCUGAAAGCAGAGCAGCUGAAGGCUCAGAAGCGAGCGGAUGAGCGAGUUCGCGAGGAAGAGGAGGAGCGGCGGAGGGAGGAGGAAGAGAAGGAGAGAGAUGCCAAGCGUCAGCGGAUGGAGAGAGAACAGAUGAAGCAGCAGGAAGAACAGGAGAGACAGCAGAGGAAAAAGAGAAUUGAAGAGAUCAUGAAGAGGACGAGGAAGAGCGAUGGGGAGAUGAAGAGAGAGGACAGCCUGGAGCUCCAGUCGCCCCCGUCCCACCAACUCUCCCCACCAGGUGAAAUCCAGGUGAACUCAAAGGUGAACGGUGAGGUAAAGACUCCACCUAGCAGCACUCAGGUGAACCCUCCAGCUCCUGUGCCAGUCCGCAGGCAGGAGAGUGCAGAGAAGAGAGUGGAGAGUUCCAGAGAGGGAGCAAACACACCUGCACAGGUGCAACUGAAGAGUCCCUCAUUAAACGGGCAGACACACAGUGAAAAACAUACAGAGCAGAAGGGUGAGAGAGGUCAGGUGAAGGAGGGCAGUGCCCAGGUGAGAAAAAACGAGUGUCCCACAGUGCAGGUGCAGGGAACCCAGCUGAAGGUGACAGGUGAAAACCAAAGUGUGCAAAAACAAGAAAACAGCCAGCUUCUGGUACAGGACAGAGAGAGAGGAGCUGCCAAGGUAGAAGCACCUGCCCAGGUAAAAACAUUUGUCCAGAUAAAAGCACCUGCCCAGGUAGAAGCACCUGCCCAGGUAAAAACAUUUGUCCAGAUAAAAGCACCUGCCCAGGUAGAAUCACCGGUUCUGGUGAAGACAUUUGUCCAGGUAAAAGCACCUGUCCAGGGAGAAGCACCGGUUCAGGUGAAAGCACCUGUCCAUGUAAAAGCACCUGACCAGGCAGAAUCACCUGCCCAGGUAAAAGCACCUGCUCAGGUAGAAGCACCUGCGCUGGUAAAAGCACCUGUCCAGGUAGAAUCACCUGCCCAGGUAAAAGCACCUGUCCGUGUAGAAUCACCUGCCCGGGCAGAAGCACCUGCCCAAGUAAAGAAACCUGCCCAGGCAGAAUCACCUGUUCAGGUAAAGGCACCUGCUCAGGUAUCAUCUCCCAACCCAGUAACCCAGGUGGUAAAACAGGAGCCCAGCAGCCAGGUGAAAAGCCCAGUGUCUGAGCAAGUGAAGGUCCAGUCUCCAGCUCAGGAUCGCACUGUGAAGACUCCAGACGGCCCCCUGGUGAACGGCCGGGGAAACAAGACACCAUCACAAGUGACAUCAAAGCCGGGAUUGAAAGACAGCAGCCCCGCCUCCCUCCCCCCUUUACCAGUUUCCCGGGCUCCGCCUCCUCUCAUUAACCUGGAGCCUAUAGAGAAAAGGGGCGGAGCAAAUGAAGAGGAAGUUCAGUCGAUGGAGGUCAGCCCCGUGUCGAAAGAGGAGCUGAUCUCCAUCCCGGAGUUUUCUCCGGUGGCGGACGUGCAGCAGAACGGAGUGAGUAACACGCGGGCGCUGGAGGACCUGCUGGACCUGACGGGUCACGUGGCGUAUCCCAGAAUUCCACAGGGCGCCACGCUGGGAGACUGCAACAAAAACCUGAUCGAGGGGGUCUGCAGCCCGAGCGGCGACAACAAAAUCAUCUCCACCAGCCCCGCCUCCAAACUCAACAUUCAGUAAGGAGGAGGGGGCGGAGCUUAGAGAGGUGGAGUGAGUGACGGACUGUCGAGUGUGGAUGAAGCAAGCGGAGUGGAAGAGAAACAGAAGAGGAGGUUCUGGAAACUGACUGAUACUGAAUGUACUUUCAAUGCGUGAACAUCUUCAGCGAACACAUUUACCCAUCAGCCUCGCGCUCCUCAUACUACCACGUGCACAGCCGCAGCCGCAGUCUUACUAGACCGAAGUACAGUGAUGAUGAUGAUGCUGAUGAUGAUGAUGAUGAUGAUGAAUGUGCUAUUUCUUUACCGCUAACAGAGAGCAGUAUUAGUGUGAGCUAACUGUUAGCUUUGGGUAAGUAUGUAUGCGUGUUGUAUGUGCGUACAUGCAGUAUUUAUUUAUGUUUGUACCGGUAUGACUGGCUAAAGUGCUCACAAGGGACGUGAAAAAAGACUUUCUGUGGAGCAAUACCUUCUUAAACCACGUUUUACUCUUUCCUAAGUUAGCCUGGAUAGAAUUAGCCGACUACAGUUCACCUUUAAAUGAGAAAAAACUCCAGCCUAAAGAGGUGUACGUCAUCCACCCCCACUAGCGUUAGAGACCAUCCAUAUUGUAGUAGAUUUUAACCCUUAACAGUGUAAGAAAACUGUUCUAACUCUAAUUAUAGGGUAGCUAGGCCAUAUUUCAUGCUAAUAGGCUAUGGAAAAAGGUUCCCUGCAUCGCAUUGCAUUGUAGCCCCUCAAGUUUGCUAUGAACUGCUUGUUUUCCUGGACAGGACUGUUUAGCGCUGUAUUGUAUGUAGCCAGUGAUUUGGGUGAAAGGAAUAGUUACGUCAAAAAAUGAUAGCUAAUUGUUGCUAACAGUAGUUAAAUGUGAAUAGCCAGCAGUUAGCAUUAGCAUUAGGCAAAUGGGGUCUUACUAACCUUCCAUUUGUGCCCUGUUGGCAUGUUUUGAUGGGCUAUUCCUUUCACUGGGACUGCAACAAGUAGGUCUGCUGUGUAUUAUGACACUGAACGCUAGUCAAUCGCGAACGGCUGAAGGCCUCCAGGUCACUGUUAGUGUUUAUUCUGAGUGAGUUUUCCUCCAGGGUGUGAGUAAAAAGUGCUUUAAAGUGUUCCACAACCUGCACAUCCACAAUCCUUCUGUAUAAACAGACAGUGGAGCCUUUCAGAUGCUUAUUUCUUCUCUAAACUUGGUAUUAAGGAAGGACAGCGGUCUUCAAUUAUCCUUUUGUAGUUUCUGUUGUGAGGUCGGACGAGCUUUGC
Messenger RNA from Colossoma macropomum (tambaqui), 4517 nucleotides. RefSeq names its product MAP7 domain containing 2a (gene map7d2a). The transcript has 19 exons. Lineage: Eukaryota; Metazoa; Chordata; Actinopteri; Characiformes; Serrasalmidae. Gene Ontology annotation, cellular component: microtubule cytoskeleton. Gene Ontology annotation, biological process: microtubule cytoskeleton organization. The coding region runs from base 163 to 3276 and encodes 1037 amino acids. The record is from RefSeq and is a predicted model, not a curated record.